Messenger RNA from Phlebotomus papatasi, 3382 nucleotides. RefSeq names its product coiled-coil domain-containing protein R3HCC1L. The coding region runs from base 186 to 2384 and encodes 732 amino acids. The transcript is spliced from 8 exons. Gene Ontology annotation, molecular function: nucleic acid binding. Lineage: Eukaryota; Metazoa; Arthropoda; Insecta; Diptera; Psychodidae. The record is from RefSeq and is a predicted model, not a curated record.
CUGACUUUAUUGUCAAAAAGGAAAUUUCAAUGUGUCGUGAUUUUUUCCCAAGAGCUUCAAUAAGGCAAUUCUUUUUCUAAUUAAUUCAGAGCUUUGGUGUUGUUUUUUUGAUCAUUUGCACAAGUUAACAUCAUCCCCAUAAACCCACCGUAACUGUUAUUGAAUGUGAAAUAUCAUAACACUCUAUGUUUGGCCGAAAUCUAGAUCUCAAUGAUGAAGAGUUUGUGUUUCUCAUUGAUCGGGAUAUUAGAGAAUUUUCCGAACAACUAAAUCACGGCAAAAGAGUGUUGAUCUUCCCACCGGUGAACAACUUUCGACGCUUCCUGAUACACAAAACAUGCGAAGAAUUGGCGACACUUUACAAUAUUGCCACUUUCUCAAUAGGUCAAGGUCACGAGAGACGCACUGUUGUCUGCUCCAAGAGUCAAUUAAUCAAUAGAGAAUCUCUGCUGGAGUCACAAUCCAAUUUAAAUUGUGAAAGUGUUUCAGGCAACAAGAGCAAAUUGGAAAAAGACACACUGAACGCUCGAAAUCACGACUGGGACGCAUUCCGGAAAAAGAAGCCGAAAAGUGAUACGAAAUCGUGGAGAAUGGGAGUUGAAUCAAAUCGAUCAAAUGUGCCACCAUUGCAACGUACAAGAACAACCACGAGUUCCACGAGCACGAGCAAUGGGGGAAAUGUUAGUGGUGGAGGAGGAGGAGGAGGUGGCGGAGUGGAAUUGUAUCGACCCCCACCGCUCAGGAAAGCCAUGCUGCAGCAGACCCCCAGCGAGGAGGAAUGCGGAGACAAAAACACUCCAGAGGAGUCUAUAGUUGCAGCCAGACGCGUCAGUGGCCAUAGCAAAGGUGCUACUGCGGGUGACAGAGGUAGCACAGGAAAUCAAGUGCCACAGAAAAGUGAUCAAUCUCACACCAAGAAUCCAGACACAAGUGCAAUUGUUAAUCAAAACAGGUCAACAAUAGCAACACCAAGGCAGAGAGAAAGACGUCCAGAUCGUGCUGUUUACAUUCCACGAGCCCGACGAAGUCAAACAACACCACCAUCAACAUCUUCAUGUGCAAAUCAACCAGCAACAAUAUCAGAACCACCAUUGACGAAUGUUUCGCCAUCAUCAAAGCAACUGUCACAACAAUCGUGUAAUAAAUCUGUGAUUUCGCCACAAUCACCAACAGAAACAACCAUCAGCAAUAUCAGCAAAGAGAACUGUGAUGCAAUACAGCAAGUGGGCUGCAGCAAUCCCACAAACAACACAUGUUCUCCAGCAUCAAAGGAGCAAAGUGAUAAAAGUGAUCACGAGGACAAUUAUCUGUGCGAUGGUGAAAGAUGUGUAAAUGAUGAAGAAGAGAUAAAUAACCCAACUGCAACAGACUGUGAUUCGGUACCAAAAACCCAAAAAGAAGAAGUGAUAGUGAAUUGUGUGUCUGAUGAAAUAAUUUCCGAGACAGAUGCUAAGCAAGAAAAUACGACAAUCACUGAAAACAACGAAGUCAAUAUGAGUAGAAAGAGUAAAGUGGUGAUGGAUAAAAGUGGUGAUAAGAGUCAAGGUGGAAAGAAAAGUCUGAGAAUUGAAGAUGAUUUGGUUAAUGGAAGUGUUGUGGAGACCAAGGAAGACAAGGAAGAACGAGAAUUUCGAAGAGCUUCCCAGGAAAUCAACAGGAGCAAUCGAAGGAUAAUCAAGCAAACGUUCAAUUCUUCGGUCUUGGAGAUUUCUGAUCCUCAGCAGAAGAAUGAGGAAAAAACCAAUGAAGAUGGCGAAAGUCAAAAGAAACGAGUUAUUGAUCCGGAAAAUGAUGAUUGGGACACAAUGUUUGAUGACAAUGGUGAUUGCCUGGAUCCCAAUUUGCUCAAAGAGUUGACCACAGCAGUUGGAAAAGUGAAAAUUGAUCAACCCAAGACAGACUAUAGACUCUACCAGAGCAAACAGGAUCUUCUCAGUGAAGAAGAAUUCCCACAUGUGCUGGAAGUGUCCAAUUUCCCAGUCGAAUUUAAAACACAAGACUUAAUAAUGAUCUUUUCGGCGUACAAGGAGUCGGGAUUUGAGAUUAAAUGGGUGGAUGAUACUCAUGCACUGGCUGUGUUCAGCAGUUCAAAGAUCGCGGCUGAAAUUCUUGCCACGAGCCAUCCAUUUGUCUGCCUAAAGCCAUUGGCCGAAGCCACAGCGGAAUCCCGUAGCAAAGCGAAAAAGUGCUCAAAUUCUCUGCAACCCUAUCGUGCACGUCCGGAGACUUGUGCAGCACUCGCUCGUCGUUUGGUCACGGGAGCCCUGGGGGUUCGACUCAAGACAACACGAGAGGAGUUGGAGAACGAACGCAGAGUUCUACGUGCUGCCAAAGAACGUAAACUUUUGGCAGCAAAACAACGAGACGAAGUUUGGGAUAGUUAAGGACAAUACGUUUAUAAUAUUUUCCACAAGCAACUUUCAAAGAUCGUGAAAGGAAAUCUAAUACAAAGAACAGAGGAAAAAUGACAAAUUGCCAUAUGCACCAAUUAACUUUUUUUUUCUAAAGAGAUAAAGGAGGAACAAGAAGUGUUCAAGUGCAAAGAAAUUGAUCUCAUGUGGAUGUUUUUAAUCCACAUCAAUCAAUGGAGAGAAUGUCUUAAUUGAGACACAUGUACGGAAAGCAAUUUUGUCUUGUGUCUUCUUAUCAGUGUUUAUCGUAACAUAAUCAUCACAGGAAUGAAAUUAAGUUCUUGUUAAUUUAACAGGACAACUCUAUUUGAAUCAACCUAUAUUGAUAUUACAAAGCAAACUUCAAAUUUUAAAAUUUUAGAGGUAGUGCAGUGAGUGCAAUUAAAAAAAUCAAAAUAGUUCUUUUAUUACAAGUAUUUUAUGAAGUGUAAAUAAGAAACUAUAGCACCUUCCUGGCGAAGAAAAUAUUAAAAAUUAUUUUAAAAUCUCUGAAAAAUAUCAAUGAUUUCAAAAAUUUUACACACAUCAAUACAAUGGCUUUUAAACCAUUUUAAAACGCGCCACUGAAUACCUCAAUUUUCUUUACAAAGCAUUAUAAUCUCUUAGUAAAUAAACUCAUUGCAAAGAGACCCAGUGAAAAAAAAGAAAUAAAAAAACAAUUAUAGUUUAUGAAUAACUGUAUACCUGAUCAUAAGAAAAAAAUGUCUAGGGAGAGAUGCUUUGUGGCAAUAUUAAAAAAAAAUAAUAUGUGUCGUAGAAUAAAUUGAUUUAGUGAAUAUUCAUUUAUUUUACAAAAAUGUAAUAAUCAAAUUUGAUAAAAUUUACCGAAAUGUGAAACUGAAUAAAAAAAAUAUAUUUUACCAAUAUUUUUUUUGGAAGAAGUAAGACAGAGAGAUAAAAAAUGAAAUGCAGAUAUGCAUUAUAUUUAUAUGAUAAAGUGAGAAAGAAAAUAAAUGAAGGUAAAUCAACAA